This is a messenger RNA of Cucurbita maxima (winter squash), 735 nucleotides long. RefSeq names its product 18.5 kDa class I heat shock protein-like. Lineage: Eukaryota; Viridiplantae; Streptophyta; Magnoliopsida; Cucurbitales; Cucurbitaceae. The transcript has a single exon. Gene Ontology annotation, biological process: protein complex oligomerization; response to heat; protein folding. The record is from RefSeq and is a predicted model, not a curated record. The coding region runs from base 192 to 662 and encodes 156 amino acids.
GACGACGGAAGCGAGGAUAUUUCGAAAAAGAGAGAAACUUCCAGAGAAAACCAGAAUCUUCACCAAUCAGAAACUUCAAACCAGCAAAUUAUCCUCUGAUAAUCGUUGAGUUCAAUCAAAGCGCUUCCGAAUCUCGAUUUCAAAUCUCCGAUUCAAGUCGUAUAUCAAUUUCUUCAACUAAACCUCUGAAGAUGUCGAUGAUUCCAAGCUUUUUCGGUGGCCGACGGAGCAGCAUCUUCGAUCCAUUUGCCACAUUCGAUCUCUCAGAUCCAUUCGAUUUUCACUUUCCUUCAUCACUUUCAUCUCACUUUCCGGAAAUUGCUCGUGAAACUUCAGCUAUGGUGAACGCUCAUGUAGACUGGAAGGAGACGCCGGAGGCUCAUGUUCUGAAAGCCGAUCUGCCUGGACUGAAGAAAGAGGAAGUGAAAGUGGAGAUAGAAGACGGAAAAGUGAUUCAGAUCAGCGGCGAAAGAAGAGUAGAGAAAGAAGAGAAGAACGAGAAAUGGCAUCGGAUGGAGCGAAGCAGUGGAAUGUUCCAGAGGAGAUUCCGGCUGCCGGAAGAUGCGAAAAUGGAGAAAAUUAGGGCAUCUAUGGAUAACGGAGUACUGACUGUGACGGUGCCGAAGGCGGAAGAAAGGAAAAUGGAUGUGAAGUCCGUUUAGAUUUCCGGCUGAAGGAAUUAAUCUUUGGAAUUGUAAUAUGUGGUGUUUGUUACCUUUGGCGCCUUUUUUUUUU